AGUCAAAGUAAGGUUGUAAAUUUUUAAAUGUACAAAAGUUUUAAUAAUUAUACUUCAUAUUUUCAACUGUUCAUCUAUUUUGAAACCAAUAAUAUGAAUUUUAAAAUUAUUGCAAUAUUUAAUUUAACUUGCUUGUUUAAAGGAUCAAUGAGUAUGGGAAUUAAUGAUAAGCAAAACAAUUUAUGUAAAAGUCAGUUUAAUAAAAAAGUCAAUCAACAAAACAUUGAUGAGUUUACAAAAUCUUUAAACAUUAAAGAUACGUUUUAUUUAAAUACUAAUGACUCUAUCGGCACACAAAUGCAAGAUUUACUAAUUUUCCUAUCACAACAAAAUAAAUUGUACGAUGACGACAAAACGGUAACAUUAUCACAAGAAGAAGUUAUUUUUUUUAUUAACACACUAAACUACUAUAGUGAAAAAAAAAAUGGAAUUUUUCAACGAAAAGAUCUCAACAAUUUUAUACAAGGUUUUACAAAUGAUGAUAGUGUAAAAUAUUUAAGAUUAAAAAAAUUUAUUGGAUGUCUUUUAUAUGUCGAACUGAUAUCAAAAAAGUUUCUUCCUCUGAACACUGCACAAGUCUUUUCCCAAAUAUUUACCAUUUUGAUCGCCUACUCAUAAAAAGAAUUUCUCAAUUAUACAAAAAUAAUGUAAAAUUAUUCAGAAAUACUAAUAAAUUAUUUUUUUAUUUUUAAAUAAAAAUAAUUUUGGUCUAAUAAUUAAGUACAUAUUUUUUUCAAGUUAUUUUAUCAAAAUACUAAUAUACUAAGCUACUAUGAUAUGUUAUAGCAGUAAUCACUUUUAUAAAAGACAUUAAAGUGUAUUUUUACGAAAAAAAUAAAAGGCUAAACUGAAUAAAACUUAAAAUCUUUAGUUUUGAAAAAAAUUUAAGCUAUACAGCAGGUUUUACAUUUAUUACUAUGUGAAAUGAACAUUUUUAAAUAUAUUUUUUUUAAUUCAAAAGUUAUUAAUGAAAUAACAUUAUACUGGACUUUGAUAAGUAAUGAAUUUUAUUAAUGGGUAUCGUAAAAUAGAAAAUAAUGAACGAGAGAGUUGUGAAUAGUAAUUAUUUGCUAUUCCUUUUUCCAUUAUUUCGGAAGUUAUACCAUUUUAAAAUAUGGACUGGAGGUGAUGAAUAAGUAUAAAAAUAUGUAUGUUGCUAUUCAAAAAAUAAAAUUGACACCAUAUAAAGUAUAAGGAAUUCAUUAAAAAAAACGAUUAUUUAACCAAUAAAUCUUAAAAAUAAGAAAUUAAAAAUUGCAAAAAAUAUUUUCUUGACAUAAUUAUUAUUUUAAGAGAAAUUGAUUUUACUAACGUAAAAGAAUCACCUUGUAUAAUUUUUAGUAAUAUUUUAUUUGUUUUGUUUUGAAUUUACGAGAAAAGCUGUAUUGUCAUUUUCAAGUGUUGGAUUACACAUGGAAAACAAUAUCAUUAUUGUAGUAAUACAAUUAAUUAAACCCUCCGUUCAAUUAAUAAAAUAUUUGGAAUUAUUAUUAAAUAUCCUUAAUUAAAAAAAUGAGAUCUAUGUUUAUAUACUAUACGGAACUUGUUAUAUUUUUAUAAGAAACACAAUUAUUUUUAUUGGAAUAUAUUGUAAGUAUUAAUUUAAUUAGUAUAUUUGUAUUAACUGUAUUUUUAUUCUUUAAAAAUCAGGAACUCCAAUAAAAUAAAGUAUAUUUUAUAAUUUAUUA
Molecule: messenger RNA, 1688 nt
Organism: Daktulosphaira vitifoliae (grape phylloxera)
Lineage: Eukaryota; Metazoa; Arthropoda; Insecta; Hemiptera; Phylloxeridae
Exons: 5
Coding region: 28-618 (196 amino acids)
Source: RefSeq, a predicted model, not a curated record